Messenger RNA from Argiope bruennichi, 10640 nucleotides. It is a transcript of the gene unc80, whose product is annotated as protein unc-80 homolog. The coding region runs from base 72 to 10328 and encodes 3418 amino acids. Gene Ontology annotation, molecular function: monoatomic cation channel activity. Gene Ontology annotation, biological process: monoatomic cation homeostasis. Gene Ontology annotation, cellular component: axon; cation channel complex. NCBI's taxonomy places the organism in Eukaryota, Metazoa, Arthropoda, Arachnida, Araneae, Araneidae. The record is from RefSeq and is a predicted model, not a curated record. The transcript is spliced from 63 exons.
UAAGAUUUCUUUGAAAUGUUAGUAUUUUUUAAGAGACCGUAAAUGUUUUUUUAAAGUUAACUUUUAAUAAAAUGCCGAAGCGUAAAUACGAUGAAGAUCCAGAAGAUUUAUCAGUUCCUUUGCCAAUUCAAAAUUUCCUUUGGCGACAAACCAGUCCUUUUAUUCGACCAAAAUUCGGGAAGUUACAUGAAGCAUCAUGUAUGGAACAAAGAGAAGCUUGCAAAUCUUUCGAAAAAGUUCUUGUGCAAAAUAUUCAGUUUGGUCUUUCCCCAAGCCUUACUCAAGCAAUCAAAAGCAUCAGCCGGUGGCGGUUAAUACAAGCAGCCUUUCCUCAUGUCAUGCAUUGUUGUGCUGCUCUGUUAUAUCGAAGAAAAGAUACAUGCCUUGAUAAACUUGGGACACCUGAAACUAAACUGCUUUAUACUUUACAAUGGAUAAUUUUAGAUGCAACUGAGGAGUGUGCAGAUGCUGAGGCAGAACAAGGCAUUUUUCAUUCACCUAGACACUAUUUAUUUCCCAUUUCAUCAAUUCAGGUCUUUGUGUAUUUGUUUGCACCAUUAGGCGAUUUUCUGAAACACUCUGAUUUUAUGACAAGCUUUCGUUUGGAAAACGGCUUAAAAUUAUGGGAAUCUUUAUGGGAAUACAAACAUCCAAAUGUACCUUGCUUCACUACCCAUGUUAUGCCGAAACGUACAUUUCUUAGAGGAAGAAGAGAAAAACAAAAUGCUGCAAAAUUUGGUGAUGUUUUUAUUGGUGGAGCAGCUUUAUCAAAAAGACUGAGUAAGGAUCAGUGUACAAUGUCUGUAGACAGCAGUGAUACUGUACCUACAGUAAACAGUCCUGCAUCAACUGGGUCUGAAAAUGUGAAAGAAGAAAGUGAAAGCAACAAAUCCUCAUCCAAAGAAGAUUCUAAGAAGGAUACAUUGUUUUGUGAAAUUUGUACUUCACUUGCAGUUAUUCAAAAGGACUCUAAUUUACUUAAGUGCAACUGUGGAAAUAUCUCAAUACAAGAAACUCCUGCUUCUAAAGUUGCUGAAACUGUAGGAAAACCUGAAAGUGCAACAGUUGGUGAGAAAACAAGCAAAGCUGAUGUGGCUCUGGCCACAUACUUAGAUGUAGCAGUCUUACGUUGUUUGUUUAUUUCGCAAUGGUUAGAAGAAGGAAUAUUUUGGGCUUUGAAGUAUUUAUACCAAAGGUUAAAAGAUAUUAAAGAAGCAUCUUCUGAAAUAUCUUGUGUUCGUAAACGAAGCUAUUCAUUGCCCAUUCCUGAAAUUGAAGUAUCACUGUACCAGUCACCUGAACAAAUUAAAAAAGAAUAUUCUUCUGGAAUGGAAGGCAUAUUUACAGUUGAUACAUCGUAUCAACCACCCAGUCACCAUACAAGCAUGCAUGAGUUACACCAAUCAUCGUUAGAUGGACAAUCAGAAAAACAAAGAUCCAAAAAAAUGAAAAUAGGUGAUUGGAAGUCUUUUGUUGAAGAGAAAUUUCGAAUCCAUGAGAAACUUGCAGACAGAACUGGUAAAGAUCAGUGUUCAUCACUAUCUGAAGGGCAAGGUAUGGCGAUAAUUUCUGAACCUUACAGUGGAUCUGAUUUGAAAACUUGCCUUUCUUCUGAUCAUCUUGAGAUGCAGAGGCCUAAGUCGGCUUUAGCAAUGCUUGAUCACAAGCAUUCUGAGUCAGAAGAUGGUGAUACAACUGAGCUAAUAAAAGCAGAAAUGGUUAGAGGUCGUAGUAUGCCAAGUUUGCAUCAUUAUGGUGAACAUAAAAUUGAUUCUAGUGCAUCUCAUGUAACUCAACAACCUAUUUCUCUUGGAGUUAAGAAAGUGCCUGCUUAUCAUACUUUUAGUGUACCAAAUCCGAUUAUAACAGUAACGGAGCAUUCUCCUGUUGCUUCAGUACAGUUUUUUCUAAACCAGGAUUCUGGAAAUGGUCAAAGGGAUGAUAGCUCACCACCUAAUACACCUAACCCAAGUAACCAACAUUUUGCAAUAACUCGUAGCCAAACUGAUUCCAACAUUAUGUAUGACAUAGAGAGUAGUUCAGAGGCAACUGGCUCAACUUAUUAUAUCACACCAGAUGGCGAGAUCUGUAUGGAAGUUGUAUUAAAGGCUGUUCAUUCAGCUACUCUGGGAGACAGUUCUCUUUCUCUUAGAGUGUGCGAAAUCGCCCUUAAUAUGCUAGAUCUUCUGCUGUCUUUUGGAAUAAUAUCAAAACCAGUGGAGAAAGAGCAAGAGCAACUCGAUAAAUCUGAGGAAGCUUUAAUCAGCACACCUGGAACUGAUAAUAGUACUCUGAAUCAACCUGUUGAAAAACCUAAAAGUGUACCUGAAAAGAAAAAGGAAGAAUUGACUUUACACAACUUAUUUAUGGAUAGCUUAUGGAGGAUAUGUAAAUUUCUGGGUUGCCCUUUGAGUUGUGGUGAACUACCUAGAAGUCGGCCAACAGCAGAAGCAUUACGUUUGCAAAUACUUAAUUCAUUUAAUCAUCUUUAUGAAGUUGAUAAACAACAAUUUCGAAGUUUCUUGAGAGAAAUUGUUAAUCAGCGCCCAUUGUUGGAAGUUAUGGAUUUUUUUCAUAGUUUUGUUGGCUUUUGUAUGGAAUCUGGAUCACCUGUCUCUCCUAUUGCACAAAAGCGAGCAAGCACAUCUGGAAGUCAAGAAAACAACUUCCGGCAUUCAUAUGCAAACAAUUUUGGUGCUGGAUUUGGAAAAGGUGGCCAUAGAGAUGCAGAAAACCUUGUUAUUAGUAGUUCAUUCAAAUCAGUUGUUUCUCGUCUAGUUUUAGCUCGAAAGGAUUUGAAAAGCCAAGAAAAUAUGUCUCUUUAUCGUAAUAUUCGCCAAUUCAUGGCUUAUGUUCGGGAGUAUCAUGGUGGUGUAUUCCGUAGAGUUGCUCUGAGUGGUCUCUUAGAUUCUGCUGAGAGACCUUACAAAAAGAAUAAAAAUACUAUUCCCACCACAAGAAUAGUAAGACAUACAAAAUCAGUUGAUCAUGAAGAUUAUCGUGAUCCAAUAUAUUCUCCGACUGUAUUUGUUGUUGAUGAGACUGCUUUGACUAAAAGUUCAAGAAAGUCAUUUUUUAGGAAAAGAGGUGUGCGUAAAGUGCCAAGUGCACAGAACAUAUUGGAUGAUAAAGAUGAUUUAUCAUCUUGUCCUAGUCCUGCACCUGGGCAAGUUGCACCACCUUUUUUACGUACUGAUAAAACUGUAACUCCAAGACUCAGUGUCUCUGAUGAUGAGAAUUUGUCUCUUCAGCCAACUCCAAAACACAAAGGAAAUCGUUUUCAAAUAGUGAAUUGGCUGAAAGGAGAUAAAAUGAAGCAAAGUGAUUUCAGCUUCGGUGAAGAUGAUAAUAAUUUUCCUUCAGCUCUUUUAGAAGGCUAUUCACUUCCUGAAAAACUCUCCCGAGGUUCCAGUGUUAUCAGUAGAGCACCAAAAUAUUCUCACAAAUCUUCUAGCCAUGUUAGUAUGACUCUGUCCAAGGCUAGAAAGAGAAUGGAAGAUCAUUUAACAAAAAUUGGGUUCGGCCGCAAUAAGAGCAAACAUGGAAGUUUUGAGGAACCACUGGAUAUCAGCCGAAGAAAUUCCUGUGACUUUGAUCACGGCUUGAAAGAAGGUGAAUUCCUCGUAGCUAAAGAAAGCAAGCUUGUAAAUAUAAUUGCAGUGAAAGAAGGAAUGAUGAGAUUGUCAUUCCAAAUGGAAGCUUGCUUACCUGGUUCAAUUCCAGAUCCACCUCUUUUAGCUGCAGCAUUAGAUUUAAAAGCUCCUGUUGUUGCUAGAGCUGCUCUUUAUUUAGAAUGUGCACAUUUUGUACAUCGAUGCAAUAAAGGCUGUUGGCCAAAUUGGAUGCGGAAUAACUUACCAAUUGUUCGAUCAUCGAACCCUCAUUCUAACAGAAUAACUCAUGCUGAUUUGCGAAGAACUGACGCAUUUCAGAAAGCUUCUGGUAAAAUGUUCUAUCAAUGGGCAGAGGCUAUUGGUUAUCGAUUAGAAGAAUUGUUGGAAAAAGAAGAAAAGGAACAAGGUAUAAGUAGCAGUGAUGAAAACAAAAAACGGCAAUUGCGAAUAGAAGAUGAAGAGGAAGAUUUUUUGGAUGAAGCAUGCGUGAAUCCUGGUGGAUCAGAUUGUCCUUUCGCUCUUCAAAUUUCAGCAUGCCAGUUACUGUUAGAAAUAACUGCUUUUAUGAGAGAAACUUAUCAAUAUUUACCACAUAAAGGGAGUCGAUUAAUGUCGAUAAAAGAUAAGCCGAUGUUUGAACCACGUAGCACUGCCAAUCGUCGUUGGAGCAUGGCACUUAGCAGUGUAGGCUCUUUAUCAGACCCCCCAGGAGAGCGCAGAAUUAGUUUCUUUCUUCAAGAAAAUGAGCGUCCCUUUGACAUAGAUGGAGAAUCUGAAAACAGUAGUAACACCACCCUUACUAUUCAAGAGGAAGAAGAAAAGAAAGGUAGAAGGUUGGGAAGACCACGUUUAUUAAGGAGAGGACUGGGCUCAUCUGCUGGUAAUAGUUCCAGCUUCAAGAGAAGAAGUCUAAAACUGAAGAAACCGAGUGAGAGACGUAAUCGUGCUCGCUCUUCCACAUUUGCCGAAGAUGAAGAGGAUAUAGCUGCAAUGUUACAAAGAUCAGACAGUAUCCGUUCAAAACGGAAAGUAAGUGCUGUAUCAGACCGAAGUGACACGAGUGAUAAAGUUGAUUUAUCUGGGGAAGAGUCACCAGGUGUUCUUAGUGAUGACUUAGCUCCUGAGAGUCCACCAGAAGUCACAGAAAGCGAUGAUGGAAUGUUAACCAAAAAUUUUCCUUGGUUAAAGGUCAUGGUUAAAAUCCUGAAGAAUUUAAAUUAUGAAUGUUCACAUCAAUACUUCUGUCCUACAAACUGUUACCGAAGGCAGAUGCGAUCUUGCAAUCGUUUAGUUAAUGCUGUACGAAAGGUUUAUGGUGAUUCUUUUGGAAUGAUGUUAGAUGCUGAAAAGCAGGAAGAAGAUAAAAGUGAACUUAAGAAAGAAAAGAAGAUAAAAAAGAUAAUAACAGCUCCCAGUUCUCCACUUCGAAGGAAAGCUAGCGUGGCUCACAUUGAUAAAUUAGAACGGCCAAGUGAUGUUCCUCAUCUCGCAGCAUUUAGAUCUCUUCAUAGCAGCACAACCUUUUUAGCUCAUGACAUUGAAUCGGGUGUUCACAUUAAAGAUACAGAAGGCAAAACAACACAGCCUCCUGGAAGCAAGAAAGAUAAGGAAAAAUUUAAGGAUGAGUUACCUGUGUUAAAAUAUAUUAAAUCUCAGGUAAAAAGUCUUUUUCACUGUAGUAUUUCCACAGUAAUAAAAGGUGCUGUUGUUAUGCCAGAAGAGCUUUUCAAUGAAAUACUCUCAGUUUCAUGGGGAUUGCUUUUGGAAUGGGAUUAUCAAUUAACGGCAUCAGCAGCUGUUGCAUUCAUACUUGCAUCAGUAAAAGCUCCAGAAUUUGCUACCCAGUUAUUAUCUCAAGAGUUAAAACAUGAUGAUCCAGCUCGUAGGAUUAAUGCUAUAUUAAAGUUUCAAGUCCUUUGGAAAAAUAGAUAUCAGUGCUGGCCAAGAAUGGAGGAUGGAGCUCAUAUAACAUUUAAGGUUCCUCCUCCAAAUAUCGAAUUUACUCUCCCGUCUCCAAAAAUAGCUUCAGAUCACGUACCUGUUGCAGACACACCAUGGAUGCCUCAUGUUAAAGCAAAAGUCGAAGAAGUUACUAUUAAUCAAGACCAAACACUUCAAAGAUCAUUUGUAACUGCUACAAAAACUCGACGCAAGCAACAAAUGGAAUUAGUUCACCGUGCUUUACAAGAAGAGGAAGAAAAGAAGCGAAUUGAACGAGAAAACUAUAAUAUUACCACAGCAUCAGUGACUUCUCAAGCUGCUCACGAACCUGCUUUGUUUCAUUCUGUAGAAGAUCAUGAAGAAGGUGAUCAGGAUAUUUCUGUUGAAAGAGUAGUUACUCAUCAUAUGCAAACUGCUCAAGCUCUUUUUCCAUCAUGCCUUUGUUCUGCAGCUAUUCCAAUUAUAAAUUUGUUAGAAGACGCUCAAGUCAACAAUGAUGGAAUUUCUGUUUAUGAAGCUGCUUUGAAAGUGACCUAUCUUUGCCUUACUGAAGACACCGCUUUAUUUUUGAGACAUAUUUUGGAAAAACUUACGCGUGAAAGACAGAAUGAAAUGUUUCAAAUCCUUAGAAAACUUUUAAGAUACAUACCUCAGCUGCCGCCUCAAUCAGCUUGUGCACUCUUUAAUUAUCUGAUUGGUUAUGUUAUGUUUUAUGUUCGUGCACCUAUUGAAGGAGGUCAAGAUCAUAUUGGGAACGCUUUAUCAGUUUUGUGGCAGGUUGCACCUAGUGUAAAUGGAUUAUUCCUUAAAGAUUUAAAGCAAGUUUUAAGAAAGGAACAGUGUGAUGCAACACUGCUUAUAACUGCAAAUGUUCCCAGUGCAAAGAAAAUUAUUAUUCAUGGACCUGAUGCAAGUGGCAUUCCAUCUCAGUACCCAAUUCAUGAGGACACUCAAUUUUCACUUAUUUUGCAAGAUAGUUUGGAUUUCUUUGGUAUUGAAGAAACACAGCAUAAUGCAUAUUUCUUAGUGGAUACUAAAACAAAUAUGAUGCACUGUCCAGAAAGUUAUGUGAGAGAUUUUUAUUUUUUCAAACGAUCUCAAUAUCCACAGUUAUCAUUGAUUCAUAUGAAUCCAGAUAUAGCUUUUGAAACUAUGCAAAGUCAGUCUUUCAAAUUACGUUUUCUUGAACUAGGAAAGGUAUUAAUGAGUUUGGCAAUUUCAAAUUCGAACACACAAAUAUCUCAAAGAGUUUUCUUUUUACAUGAAGAACUUAUGAAACUACCUUCUUUUCCUCGCAAAGCCUUAGAGUCUGAUUUUAAUCUUUAUUCUGGGUCCCUGGGUAAAGAAAUGCUUGCGAUGGAUACACUUCAUAAAAUGGUUUGGGUUAAACUUGUUUCUCGGAUGUUUGAAGCCAUGGCAGGUCUUUUUGUACACUCCUCUGAUAUACAUCUUUUCUUAAAUGUUGUGAAUGGAGCUUUAGUUUUACACCCAGAAGAUGCUAUGAUUUUACGUCUGUGCAUGUCUACAUUUCUCAAUGCCGCUUUACAGUUUAAAAAUAUAUUCGCAUCAAAUGGAUACUUACUUAUUAUGCCUACAAUCUUACGGAUAUAUUCAAAUCAUCAAACAAAUAAUUUAUUAUGUCGCACUCUAGAAUUUGUUUGCAAACAGUUUUACAUAUUGCAUAGAAAGCCAUUCAUAUUGCAGAUGUUUGGUGCUGCUGCACCUAUUCUUGAUAUGGAUGUCCAAAGUAGUUAUGGAGAUGCUAGCAAAGUUCAACCGAAGGCUUUCUUCCAACUAUUACAAUCACUGGAACAGUACGUGGUCGAUCCAUUAGACAUUCUUGAAUUGGUAAAUGUAGAGAAACCUCUGAGAGCCUUAGAUUUUUGUUAUCAGAAUGAUCCAGAUACACUUUCUAUACUGGAUGCUAUUUCUCUGUGCAUUACAGUUGUAGCUUAUGCUGCCGAUUCUCACCGUGGCCAUCAAAUGCUAACAAUUCUAGAGGCUGUAUUACCUUUCUACUUGCGACAUCUACAAAAUCUUACUACGAAAAAGGAGACUCCUGGUGGUUCCCGAUCUGAGCUCAGUAUGAUACACAAUAUCUCAAUUUGUAUGAAAACUCUAAUUAGCAACUGUGAAGCUCUUGCCAGGAACUACACAGGCCCACAGCGUACAACUGAUUUACGUGGAUCCAGUAUCAAAAAUAUGUCUAGAGGCGCAUGCUCACCACCAUAUGAAGUGGAUGAUGACAGCCAUUCAAAGUUUAUGACAGACAGUUAUUACAGUUCACGUAAACCGCAACAACAACAAUAUGAUCGUCAAAUAGGAGAUAGUGAUAUCAUGAAAACAGAAUUUCGACGACCCAGAGAUAUUUUACUCAGUGUUGUAUCUGAAUUCCACACUAUAUGCUCAGCAAGACUCGCAGAUCUAACUAAAAAACUUCGAGAUUUAUCAAGCAAAUCAACUGAACUUUUAGAUAACAAGUGUCAUUUUAGAUUAGCUGAAGUUGCUCACAGUCUUCUUAAAGUCGCACCUUACGAUCCAAUAACUAUGUCUUGCCGUGGUCUUCAACGUUACAUGAAUGAAGUGCUACCACAUUCAGAAUGGGCACAAGAAGCUAUGAGACCUGCUUUAAUUAUGGUGCUUCGACGAAUUGAGAAGACCUUCAGUAAAAUUGCUAAAAAACCGACUAUCCGACGCUUAACUGAUUGGAAUGCUGCCAGGUCACUUCUUAAAGGUGUAUACCUCACAUUAUACCGACAUCCUUAUAUAGUUCACUUGCCUCAUCUCAAGUCUUUAGUAAGUGGGUGUCAAAGUAUUAUUCUUGGAGACCAAAGUUCCUUUGCUGAAAGCUCUACUAAUUUACCUUCUACUGCAUCAAUAAUGGGCCAGUCUCCACCCCCAGGUUUUUGCUCUGUUGUAGUUCGCCUCAUUGCUAUGCAAAUGAUUGCCUUAGGAGAAACCCAGUCUUUAGAGAGUGUAUGUGGAGGUAGUUCUGCUUAUUCAAGUCCUGAAAAGAUUGAAAUGUACCUUAUGAAUUUGAUACUUCCUCUCUGUAUAAGAAUCAGCAGCAGUAUAAAAGAUGUUCCAAAAUUGAGACACACUGACAUUGCUUUUGCCUUGACUAUGAUUUUACAUGCAUUAGCCCCUAUUUCUCCUCAAAGCAGUUCAACAGCAAAGGGGGCUUCAGACAGUAGCACUCAAGGAAAAUCGCCAAAUCGAACCAAGAUGUUUCUUUUCCAUAUUGGAUUUCUUGGAUUAAAAGUUCUAAUGGUGUGUUUUGAGAAGCAACUGAGUAAUGACUGGUAUCGCAUUGCUUGUUGCAUACGUGAACUUGGGAAUAGAAUGCAAGGUGGUAUGGGAUUGUGGAAUUUCAUUGAUUUCACUGUUACGCAUCGUACACCUUUGUAUAUCUUGUUGUAUCCUAUGAUUAAAUGUAGAAUGCUAAAUACCAUUUGUGACAAUGAACAAGAAUAUUCGUUUCAACAAAGAAUUAAAGGUAAAUUGUUGGGGCACAAUUUACCCACACCAAAGAGUCAUGGAGCUUUGUAUAUUGACUUAGUAUCUGAAUUGAAAACAUUGAAAGAAGAUUUAAUAUCUUGGAAAAUAGGAGGAGGUAAAGUAGAGCGCCUGAAAUCAACAGUAUCAACUGAUCACAGUACAAGUGAUACCUCUCAGCAAGUAGGUUUCUUAUACCAAAUGACUAGAAGAAGUGAGCAUUCAGGAUUGAACGACAAUCCUGCCGAACAAAAAAGCGAAACAAAAACUGAUAUCCCGCCACCUACAGAACCUCCCAAACAUAGCGUCCCGUUUAUUAGAGGUGCCUCUACUGAUAGUUCUUUACCACCAACGGAACCAGAAGCUGAGGCAAGCACCUUUACGAAUAUAGGUAAACAUAUUCAUAAAGGACUAAGCAUUAGAUUCAGCUCCAGAGGUGGGAGUAGGCAAGUCUUAAGGCAAUUAUUACGUCGUAGUAGUUACCCGUAUCCAGAAGAUGAAGCCAGCACUGCUGAAGAGGGUUUGAGCAAACGGAACCCUGCAGUGUCUGAGCCUCGAUUGUGGCGAAAGAGUACCUUUCACAUUAAAAGAGAUGGGAAUAAGAAAGCAGGGGUUGGCAGCGGCAGUAGCCUCACGUCGCUGGGGACUACCAGGCAGGUGGAGGAACAAGAAUCUCUUCAUGAUUCUCCAGGAGAUCCAUCUGACUCUGUUAGUCAGCCUCCAUCUUGCCCAACAAGCCCAGUUGGGGGAGUCCAGUCGCCGGAUCCGGAUUCGGACACGCAUCUACCGAGACACCGCCUCCAGCGACAGAAGGCUCCGAGCCGCAAGACCUUCCGCUACAGGAAGUCCCACCGAGGAGCAGGUUGGGCUGCCCAUACCGAAGAGGAGAGUGGAGGAGAAUCCAUAGCUAUGAUUCCAACAAAACCGACUGCACAACUGCCCCUUGCCGAGGAAGAUAAUCCCCACGCUGUGCCAGAAGUGGCGUUCAUUCAAAAACAGAGCAGGCAGAAAAUUGCCUCUCUUAUGGCAGGCGAAGAAUCGCCAGUUGAGCGCAGAGCCAAGCGUCACCAUGGGAAAAAGAGAUUUCGCUCUCAUUCUCAAUCGCCAACAAGCCCUUUAUCCCCAGGUGAUGCUCACACUUUAGGUGAUUCUGUUGAAUCCUUAGGCAGUGGGGAGAAGUGUACGCUUUUACAAGAAGGUGAAAGCCAACUAGAAGAAUCGGAAGUUUCCUUGUUAAUGGUUUCUCCUAGUAAAGACAUAGAUAAUACUUGCGUUUAAUGUUUCUAUUUUUUAGUGCAUUUUAAAAUUGUGAAUUUCUAAAGGUGAAAUGCGAAUUAUUAUUUCUUUGUUUCAUUUUCAUUUUAUUGAUAUUUGAAAAUAUCAUUCUUGUAUGGAUAAGCAAAUUAAUAGCUGAAAAAAAAUCAUGUUUAUUUUAAAAUGAUUUCAAAUAAGCUUGUGUUUUAAAGUUUGGUGUUUAUUUAUCUUACUUCUGGGAUUAUGAUUUGAAGAUAUUUUUAACAAUUUAUUUUAGUUUUUCUAGUCAUUCUCUUGAGACAUUGGAAAUAUACUAAAUUUAUUUAUGAUUGAAUA